GCUGCGUCCAGGCUCGGCCUGGGGAAGGCCACGUCCCUCUCGGAGCGCCUGGCGGCGGACACUGUCUUCGUCGGAACCGUGGGAACCGUGGGGAGGCUGAGAAACGGCCCCCGCGUUCGAAAUCUGCGUGGGCACGCUGGGAAGAAGGCCCCAGGGGGGAAGCCCAAGAGGGACCCCGCUGGGGAGGGUGCGUCUGUCCCAGAGGAAGAGGAACAGAAGGCGGAGAAGGAUGCAGGGGCAGGGACCCCGGCGACGGAUGGCAGCAUGGAUACGCUGGAGACGGUCCAGCAGAAGCUGGAGACCAUGAACGCCCAGGCCGACAGGGCCUACCUUCGCCUCUCGCGCAAGUUUGGGCAGUUGCGGCUGCACCACUUAGAGCGCAGGAACCUCCUCAUCCAGAGCGUCCCGGGCUUCUGGGGGCAGGCUUUGCAGAACCACCCCCAGCUCUCAUCCUUCCUGAACAGCAAAGAUAAAGAAGUGCUCAGCUACUUGAACAGCCUGGAGGUGGAAGAGCUUGGCCUCGCCAGGCUGGGCUACAAAAUCAAGUUCUACUUCGAGCGCAACCCCUAUUUCCAAAACAAGGUGCUCAUCAAGGAAUAUGGGUGUGGCCCUUCAGGCCAGGUGGUGUCUCGUUCGACUCCAAUCCAGUGGCUCCCAGGACACGAUCUCCAGUCCCUAAGCCAGGGGAGCCCAGACAACAGCCCUAGCUUCUUCGGGUGGUUUUCAAACCACACCUCUAUUGAGUCUGACAAGAUUGUUGAGAUUAUCAAUGAGGAGCUGUGGCCCAAUCCCCUGCAGUACUACCUUAUGAGUGAAGGGGCCCGAGCCGAGAAAGGAAAGGAGGGCAGGCCAGGCGCCGCGAAGCAGCCGGUGGAGACCCCCGAGCCUGGGGCCAAGAAGCCCAAGUAAUCUGCACAAGUCUCCCUACUACCUCCUGCUGGACCACAGGUGUGGGGCUGUCUGCCUUCUCUCCCUGUCGGCCUCUGUGCACUCUUUUCCCUUGGAACUCCAGUGACAAGAAUAUGGCACUGAGGAUCGUGUUCUUUUGCCUCCCCGUGGCCUUGCUUUUUUUACGUUAGUGUCACAGGUUAUAUGAUCUCACGCCUGUUUUUUAUCUGUGAGGCACACAUGCUUCAGACGUGUGCUGCCUUUAUCUAUGUGCCUGCGCCCUGUUCUUGGCUCUGGCCUUUCCUGCCCGUCUUUAACAUGGACAUUCACGAGGCAUUCUCCACGAGGACCAGUGCACCCUUAAGCUCUGCUCCUUCAGAGCCUUUGACGGUAGCGGGCUUUGUAUUCAUGGUGGCCAUGCAUACCAUAGAUGGCAAGAUUGCUACUAGGAAAGGAAGCUAGUGCACACGGUACUGGCCAUCAGCCAGAACUGAUUGUUCAAUGUCCCUGGAGUCACUGGCCCAGGCACCACCCACAGGAUCUCUGGCUUUGGACAAGGGUCCAUGCUAUCCUGCAGGAUGUGCAGCGCACUGGCCCUUGACUGCUGGGCACGGAUGAGGUUAAGGGUGAGAAGCAGUAUGGCUUGUGUUCCAUUCCAGUGUGUGUCUCCUCCUGCCCCUGGGCCCUUCCCCUGGUGAACAUUCAUCAAGCUCUGCGCCGCGCCUCAUUCAUGGCAGGCCAUUGAAUUUUGUCUAGGUUGUUAUCGGCCCUGAUUGGCUUCCCGUUCAACAAGGACCUCAAGAACUCCCUGUGGACGCAGCCCCCCUGCCAGUGCCUGAGACACACGCCUACCUUCCACGGCUGGGGCCUUCCAAGAACCCUGUUUGGCUGUCAGACUGAUGGGUGGGCUGGUAUGUGUGGACACAUGCUUGCUGCCAUUAUGCUAUGGCUCCAAAUGAGGGUGGGGACUGGACUCAUAGAAUCUAGGUACCUUUUUCAACUCUAUGUAACAUUCAGUGUAUCACAUGUGACCAGAAUGCUAUAGUGGGAUUGCUGGGGAAAAGGUAUUUCUGCUAUGUGAGCCUGUGUCUACUUCAUUUCACACCUCCACAUUUUCUUACUUGCUUUUCCUUCUUUGCCACUACCUUUGACUACCCAUAGAAAUAGGCUUCAGUCUCCAGUGUAGGGGAAUCCCAAGACUCUCUCUUGGGGUAUGGAGACGGGGGUGGGCAGACUCUGUCCUGGGCCUCCAAGACUGAUUUCCGCUGGGUGUAAAAGCUGAGCGGGGCCCUCUGUGCCCAGGCUUCUCUGUGUUCUCUUCCCCCCUCUCGUCCUUAAGGGUGGGGAGAUAGGACUGUGUCUAUACUUACCCUCCCCCUCACUUCCCUUUCCUUAUGGAAGACCUCAUUCUGAGUUCUGUGAGGGCUGUGGAGGCCUUGACUUAGAGUUGUAGAGAGGGUAUGCUAGGCAGGGGAGCUGGAGCAAAAAUACAGUAAAGGAAUGAGUCUUGUAUGGAAUGGGCCUGGAAAAGUAGGUCGAAAUGGCUUAAGAAAGCUCAGGGAGAAUAUGCCUACCUCUCAGGAUGGAGGGGACAUGGAGGGACUUUCCCAAGGGUGGGGAUGGUAGAAUUAAAGCGAUUGCUGGCAAAUACAUGGUAACAGGAUGCAUCCACUACAGGCGAGGAUAUGCCCCAAGUUUUAUCCAGUCUUUAUUUCAACAUUAGUACAUUUUGUAAGAGGAAAACAAAAACAGAAAGAUGUUACUUUGGAUGCUUUCUUUUUUGUUCUAGGUGUAGCCUCAUGUACGUGGAAGAUUAAUGCUAUAUGCUGCUUAUUUUGCCUCAAAGUAAAAUCUCACCAUGGUCCUCAUUUUUGCCUAAUGGGAAAAUAGAGCCGUAUAGGUCUGCUUUUUAUUUCUUUUAAACUUUCUGCUCUUUAUUAUGGACAUUUUCAGACAUGCACAGAAGUUAAGAAGGUGGUCCAUGGACCCUCUGCACCUAUCACCUAGCUACAUUAAUUAUUAACUUAUGACCAAUCUGUUUUCAUCUGUGUCUCCCUCUUCCUGCCUGUAUUGUUUAUCAGAAGUCCAAGACACUGUGCAAUUCAACUGUGACUACUUUGGGAGGUUGGGAGGGAGUUGGUGGUGAUAGUGGUGGGGUACACAUCAGGCCUGCUUUUUGCUCUUAAUGUCUACUAAUGAAGUUCCAGAGAUAGGCCUUAGAAUUGCAGGUCUUCAGAAUUAACAAGAAAUCUCAAAAAGAGAUGAAGGGGAUGCUCCCUUUCCCCUGCAUCCACAAAAGGAGACAGGGACUGUUCUGUUCAAACUCUUUCAGAAACUGAUAGGAUGUGGUGCUUACUUGACACCUGUCACCAGAAUAUUAGUCUUUCUUUCCUGUGUAAGACGGAGACUCGUGUAACUGUUAGAAUUGUUAUCAUCUUGACCUGGUCUCAUAACUCCAGUCUUGGAAGUAUAAUUUGGAAACUGUUGCUGUGUUCUGUGAAAAUAACCUCCCAACAGCAAUCAGUAACUGGCUGUCUUACUUGCUAAUUUGACACCCUGGUAAUAAUGCAAUUAUUUCUUUGUUCCUAGACAGUAUAAAUAGUUAUAAACUUGCAUGCAUGAUGGAAAAAUAAAAACCUAUAUCUCUGUUA
Molecule: messenger RNA, 3539 nt
Organism: Myotis brandtii (Brandt's bat)
Lineage: Eukaryota; Metazoa; Chordata; Mammalia; Chiroptera; Vespertilionidae
Gene: TSPYL5
Product: TSPY-like 5
Exons: 1
Biological process (GO): nucleosome assembly
Cellular component (GO): nucleus; chromatin
Molecular function (GO): histone binding; chromatin binding
Source: RefSeq, a predicted model, not a curated record